Messenger RNA from Chironomus riparius, 599 nucleotides. The record is from the annotation of a GenBank genome assembly. NCBI's taxonomy places the organism in Eukaryota, Metazoa, Arthropoda, Insecta, Diptera, Chironomidae.
GUAUUUAUUGCCAAAAUAAGUCUUAAUUCAGCAUAGGCAUGUGAGUAAAUGCAGUUUACUGUACCAAAGAUUGGAAGAAAUCUUAUUAUAAUUCGUGACAUCAAGCAUUAAACAUUGUGUUCGUAAAAAGUAAAGUUAAAGUAAAUAAAAAUGGCAUCAAAAGACGUAAAACUUUAUCAAAAUCGUUCGAAAUCAAACAGAGCAGGAUUGACAUUUCCAGUUAGUCGUAUUCAUCGUUUAUUGAGAAAAGGAAAUUAUGCAGAACGCAUUGGAACUGGCGCUCCUGUCUAUUUGGCUGCAGUUUUGGAGUAUUUAGUAGCUGAAAUCUUGGAAUUAGCAGGAAAUGCAGCACGUGACAAUGAAAAGACCAGAAUUGUGCCUCGUCAUCUUCAAUUGGCUAUUCGAAACGAUGAAGAACUCAACAAAUUAUUGGGAAAUGUUACAAUUUCUGAAGGAGGCGUUUUGCCAAACAUUCAAGCAGUUUUAUUACCAAAGAAGACAACAAAGCAUGCAAAAGAGGAAAAUUAAGGCGUUUAGGAUAUAAAAGUUUUAUUUUAAUUGUUUCGUACUUUUAAUUUUGUUAUUCUCGUUCAAAUUUG